Lottia gigantea (owl limpet) is the source of this 1851-nucleotide messenger RNA. RefSeq lists its product as hypothetical. Bases 310 to 639 code for a protein of 109 amino acids. Lineage: Eukaryota; Metazoa; Mollusca; Gastropoda; Lottiidae. The transcript is spliced from 4 exons. The record is from RefSeq and is a predicted model, not a curated record.
GUUUUGAUACCAGUUGCUACAGUUAGAUUAAAGACUUGGUUACGAAAUGUAAGAAACCCUGCUAAAGUACAAUUUGAUAAUUUUAUAUUUUAUAAUCCUCGUCACGAUAGCUAUGAUGAUAGUGCUAAUAUUAAAAAUCUUAAAGAAAAAGACCAUGGUGGUGUAGGAAUAUAUUAUAGUAAAAAUAAAGCUUGUAAUAUAAUAAGAUUAGGACAAUUAAAUAUAGAACAUGUUGCUUGUAAUAUUCCAGAUAAAAAUGUUUCUGUAAUUGUUAUUUAUAGACCACCAAGAUAUAGAUUAGAAUUGUUUAUGCCUCAAUUAGAACGAUUGUUGACUGAGUUACAACAGUCUGGUUAUAAUUAUAUUGUUAUGGGAGAUUUCAAUCAAAAUCUAUUAGAAGGACCUAGUUCUAUUAAGGAUUGUUUUCAAGAAUUCAGGUUUAGACAGUGUGUGACAGAGAGUACAACAGAAGGCAAUACAAUAUUAGAUCAUGUUUAUAUGAGUUCAGAAACAGUUCAGAUAUAUUGUUGUAUUUUAAAGGAAAGAAAAUGGGUAGGGGAGACCAUUUACCUCUGUUGGGUGGGGGUGGGUAAUGAUGGGGGUUUGUCAACAUUUGAGGAAAUAUAUAUAACAUGUUGAGAAAACCUGAAAACUUAUAGUUUAUUUAGUUAUUGGGCCCGAAACAGAGGUAAAUGGUCAAACUUGCUCUAGUUACAUAAUAAAGCUAGGUACAGAUUAAGUUGAUUCAGUUAUUUGAUACUGUAUGUAGUUUAUUAAAACUCAUAUAAAUAGUUUUUAACUUUUUAAUUAUACUAAAGGAAUAGUUCACAUGAACCUAGAAUGUAGACAAAGAUUAAUAUUUUGGGUGGGGAAUAUGCAUCCAGUGUAUUUAGAUAAACAUCACAUGGAAUUGCAUCACUUAGGACAUAUCAAAAUCUUAUUAAAUGCUAAUGUUGAUAAUUAGUUUUGUGUUAUUUUUGUUCUAUUGUCAAGAGACAAUAGAACAAAAAGAACACAAAACUAUUGAGAAAGCUGUUAAGUUUAGUACUUGGCAUAUUUGACAAAUCUUAGGGUGUUUAGAAGAUAUUCUGCUAAAGAUGCACUAACUGCCUUACCAGGGACAUGUAACAUUAAGAUUAACAUUCUGUAAUAAAUUAGAUUAUUUGGAACUAUUCCUUUAUGUUAAUCGUAAUUCAAGUAUUUUGUUACUUCACUUAAAAUAUGCAAACAUUUUGAUUGUAGGGACCAUAUGAUAGGUUUCAAAAGAAAUGCUAAGUUAAAUAUGGUUUUUUAUUUUCUUUCAUUAUUUUGUUUUGAAACUAUUUGGAAAUGUAAUUUUAUAUUUGUAAAAUAUGUUAAAAUUCUCAUUUUAAAUACCAUAUUUGAUUUAAUUUCUUUUAAGGGAGUAAUAAAAACAGUAAUAUAAGUAAAAAUAAUACCAGUACUAAAAAUAAUAGUAAAUAUUACAGUUAAACUCUCUUUUUAGCUUCGAAGUGUUGCAUUUUUGUUUUGAUUUGUAAAUUGUAUAUUUAUAACUUGAUAUGUAUAAAUAUAACUUGAAUAAUUUUUUAAUUAACUGUUUUUGUUUAAUACUACUAUAUGUAAUGAUUAACAACACAAGUUAUAUAGAUAUACUAGUUUGUGUUUUAUUACAUACUACAUUUUGAAACACAUAUAGGUAAUGUUAUCAAGUAAAAAUCAUAUUGAUAACAUUACCUGUAUGUGCUUCAAAAUGUAGUAUGUAAUAAAACUAGGAGUAUAUCCAUAUAACUUGUGUUCUUAAUGUUUACCUUCCUGCUUCUAUAUAUCUUACAAAGAUUAUAUAUGUAAUUAUGUAGAGUAUUGUACUAG